Messenger RNA from Aspergillus ochraceoroseus IBT 24754, 1965 nucleotides. RefSeq lists its product as uncharacterized. The record is from RefSeq and is a predicted model, not a curated record. Gene Ontology annotation, molecular function: DNA binding; DNA-binding transcription factor activity, RNA polymerase II-specific; zinc ion binding. Lineage: Eukaryota; Fungi; Ascomycota; Eurotiomycetes; Eurotiales; Aspergillaceae. Gene Ontology annotation, biological process: regulation of DNA-templated transcription; DNA-templated transcription. The transcript has 5 exons. Bases 1 to 1965 code for a protein of 654 amino acids. Gene Ontology annotation, cellular component: nucleus.
AUGGUUGAUCGUACAGCGGCUGUGAAGGCGUCUGUUCGUCUGGCCCCAGCGUGUACUGAGUGUCAGCGCCGGAAGCAGAAGUGCAGUCGUGAAUGGCCUUGUAAUCACUGUCAAGCCAGAAGAAUUGCCCAUCUUUGUAAAUUUACUCCCAAGAAAGUCCUCCGGACAGCAAAGACAGCAGCCGACGAUCCAAGGGAACCAGAGGCACCUAAGGAACUGGAUAUAACAGAUCAUGAACCUCUACAAAAUAUUGACCUAACAAGUGUCUCCAAUUAUGACGAUUUCCGGGCCUUGGGGUAUCUGCCUGACUUCCAAGGCGCGCCAGAUGACAUUUCUACGGCUGACAAAUCCCCCGUAAUUCCACCAAAUCUCCCAGGCACUCGGUCCAGCGAGGUGGAAAAUGCUCUGCGCGUCCUUCCCCCCAAACCAUACAUAGAUAUCUUAAUCCAACACUUCCUCAAUAAUACAAAUUAUCACUACUGUGCUCUCUACCCGCCAGCAUUUUUGUCCGACUACUCCACCUGGUGGUCGAGAAAAUCAAAUGGGCAGCCAAUCACUUCAGAGUUUACAUGCUUGUUACUACGUGUAUGCGCAUGCUCUGCCCCUUAUCUUGACGAUGAACUGCGGGAGAAACUAGAAUCGGAACUAGGGGAGAGCAUAGAGCAUCAAUCAAGGCUCUACCAUAAUGCAGCCAAGCAAAUAAGCAGUACCAUCGCGCCAGGCAAAGGUGGCUUAAUACAAGUGCAACAAUUGUUUCUAACAGCACAAUGGCUCAAGACAGAGUCUUUGUUUGUCGAGUCAUGGCACGCCUUAGGUGUUGCUAUUCACGAGGCACAAGAACAAGGCAUGCAUAAAAGUUCUUCCAAUCCAAAAAUACCAGAAUUCGACCGAGAGAUGAGAAAGCGAGUGUGGUGCAUACUAUACACCUGGGAUUGGCAAAUGUCCCUGCUACUAUCCCGCCCAUUUAUAAUCAACAGCAGUUACUGCGCGUUUGAACUGCCCAACUUGCGGUUAGAGUCUGUUGACUCAGAGCCAGAGUGCCCAUCACCAGUUGCCCACAUGGUUCUUGAGUGUCAGCUUGGCCUAGCAAUUUCCAAGAUACCCGGGGUAAUGGGUGGGGUGCUGUCUCCGAUGCAAGCAAUGUCUAUCCACCAGGAAGUCGAAAAUUGGAGCGAUUCUUUCCCUCCUCCUUAUGCGGUUCCACAUCCAGAUACAAAAUGGGAUGAUUCUCACCAGUUUAUAAAGCUACAGCGCCAUACACUGAACCUCAUAGGGCAUAUGGUGAAGCUGAUGCCAUUGAAGCAAUGUCUCACGAAGUAUAUUGACCCAAAUAGCCCUAGCAUAGAAAGGAGCCUCCGGGAAAAUGCCGUUGAGUGUGCAAUGAAACUUAUCAGAACUUGCGCCGAGAUGCUUGAGUACUUGUCUCCUUUUAAUGCGAAGUUCCACUUUGCUCCGUUCCUCAUUUUCGACACAGCCGCUUUGCUCUGUUCCGCCAUCGUGCAUGACAAAAGUCGGACUCUUCCACAACACGAAAGCAUUAUCGAGACGAUUGACAUCGCCCUUGAUCAGCUAGAUCGGAUUUCCCGGGUUUCCGGGAUUGUUAAAACCGGGAGUAUAUGUUACUCUGUUCUUAACAAGCUGGUGGCUAAACUUCCCAUAUCAAGAGAAGCGGCCCCUGUAUCCUCUAAGUCUCCACAAAGCUCAAUCGAUGCGCCUCAGACCCUUCCCAAUAUGCAUAUCCCAAAUACAGACCCUUCAUUUUGCUUCCCCACGACGGUGCCACCACUUGAUACACUCGAUCCCGAACUGAUCACACCUACGGGACCAGAUCUCUUUCCUUCAGAACCAAUGAUCAACAAUCUCGAUGGAUUUUCUGAUAUUUUGCAAGUAGAUUUAGGCGAACUGGGACAAAUUUGGGACUGGGAAAAUCUUGACCUUAACCUCCAGAACACAACAUUUAUUUAG